Striga asiatica is the source of this 459-nucleotide messenger RNA. The record is from the annotation of a GenBank genome assembly. Lineage: Eukaryota; Viridiplantae; Streptophyta; Magnoliopsida; Lamiales; Orobanchaceae.
AUGGAUAACCAUUUUAGCAACUUCUUUUUUCAACAAUUUACUGCUCAACUAAGUCAGCCACGCGCAAUCAAUUUUGAGCGCAAGAACGUCUUUCCCUCCGCAUCCUCGUUCACGAUACGUAAAACCUCGUUCGGGGGAACGUGCCUCCAAACCUGCGGCUUCCUUGUGACCCAUCUGUGCGAAUUUAUCCGCGGCCCUGUUCCCCUCCCUAUAAGUGUGCGUGAACGCGCAGUUCUCGAUCUCCGGCACCAUCGAUUUCACGCGCGCCAAGUGCGCGUUCGCCUGCGCGCACUUGAUCACUCCCUUCUUUCUCGUGAUUAUGUCGGCCAUGCUCUUGUAGUCGCCCUCGAGCCACACGUUGCUCCACCCGUUUUCCAACACUAUCUCAAGGCCCCUCACGAGGGCCGCCAGCUCAGCCAGUGUGCUACUGCUUUGACCGAUCGACUCGGCAUACCCUAG